AUGGCCUAUGAAAUUUCUAGAAACUCGCACUCUGACGCAUUUUUCUUUGGAAACUAUGACUUGCUAGGGGACACGAGAGCCACGUGCGGUUGCGGCGCCGAGAGGCCCGAUCGGAGAGGGACCUCGGCGUGGCGGGAACUGCAGCAGCGCGAGCGUCGGCUCCUGUGCGCUCGGCGAGGUCGCGUGCGGCGGCUGACUGGCGCUGGCGAGGCUCAGCUUGUUACUGUGUUUUUGGCGAUUAGCGGCCGUGUACGGACUAGUUAUUACCAGCAUGUCUUGGCCAUGGCAUUUGCUGUGAAGGAAAUCAAUGAAAACCUCCAACUCUUGCCCAAUGUCACCUUGGGCUUCCACAUACGUGAUAAUUACAUGACUGACUGGAAUACUUAUCGUGCUACAAUACAACUUCUCUCUGCAAAGAACAGAUUUAUUCCCAACUACAAGUGUGACUUCCAGAACAAUGUGAUAGCAGUCGUUGGAGGAGUUCAAGCGAAAACUUCUCUCUACAUAGCAACUGUGUUAUCCAUCUACAACAUUCCACAGCUCGCCUACAGUUCUACGCCAUUUAUUAAUGAAACCUUCUCAGAACUUUCCAGUUAUCAGAUGGUCCCAAAUGAAGCCCAGCAGUACAAGGGAAUCCUGCAGCUUAUGCUACAUUUCAGGUGGACAUGGAUUGGGCUCAUGGUUGAAGACGAUGAGCGUGGAGAAAGAUUUCAGCAAGCCAUGCUUCCUCUGUUUUCUCAGAAUGGCAUCUGCAUAGCUGUGAUAGCAAAAAUCCACCACACUUCUAGGAUAACUGAUUUUUCUGACACGAUCCGAAAUCAAUUGCAAAAUUAUGACAUUCUUCAUCACUUCCUGAAAAGUGUCUCAUUCAAUAACAGUGCUGGGGAGAAAAUUUCAUUUGAUGGCAGCAAAGUUGCAACAGGGUAUGAUAUUAUCAACCAGCUUGCUUUCCCAAAUCGAUCUUUUUUCAAAGUGAAAAUUGGGGAGAUUCAUCCAGAAGCUCCAGCAGACCAAAUGCUUACCAUUAAUGAAGAGAGGAUCACAUGGAACAAUUGGUUUAACAAGACACAGCCCCUUUCUGUCUGCAGUGAAAGUUGCCAUCCUGGUUCGAUGAAGCAAAUGAAGGAAAGGGAGCAAUUUUGCUGCUAUGACUGCAAACUUUGUCCAGAAGGGAAGAUUUCUAGUCAGAAGGACUUGGAUGAGUGUACGCAAUGCAGACAAGAUCAUUAUCCAAACCUGGGACAAAACCAGUGCAUUCCCAAAGUGAUCACUUUUUUGUCUUACGAAGAGCCACUGGGGAUCACUUUAGUGACUUUUGUCUUUUCCUUUUCUUUCAUCACUCUUUUGGUGCUAGGAAUCUUCAUAAAACACCACAGCACCCCCAUUGUCAAAGCCAACAACAGGAAUCUCACCUAUUCUCUCCUGAUCUCUCUCCUCCUUUGCUUCCUUUGUGCCCUGCUCUUCAUUGGUCAACCACAACUGGUGUCCUGUCUCUUCCAACAAGUCAUUUUUGGCAUGGUUUUCUCAGUAGCUAUUUCUUGUGUGCUAGCAAAAACUGUCAUGGUGGUUCUGGCUUUCCUAAGCAUCCAACCAGGAAGCAGCCUGAGGAAGUGGGUGGGGAAAAGAGUGGGCAAUUCAAUUGUGAUUUCCUGUUCCUUUUUCCAAGCAGUCCUUUGUUUUGUGUGGCUAGCCACUUCUUCCCCAUUUCCAGAUGCUGACAUGCACUCAGAGACUGAAACAGUUGUACUGGAAUGCAAUGUGGGGUCUGUCACCAUGUUUUACUGUGUCUUGGGCUACAUGGGCUUCCUGGCCAUUGUUAGCUUUGUGGUAGCUUUCUUGUCCAGGAAGUUACCUGACAGUUUUAAUGAAGCCAAAUUUAUCACAUUCAGUGUCUUGGUCUUUUGCAGUGUUUGGAUCUCUUUUGUUCCCACCUACCUGAGCACCAAGGGGAAAUACAUAGUGGCUGUGGAGAUCUUCUCCAUCUUAGCCUCCAGUGCUGGCCUUCUGUGUGGCAUCUUUGCCCCCAAAUGUUACAUUAUGUUGCUGCAUCCUGAGCUGAACAACAGGGAAUAUAUGAUAAGAAGAAAAAUGCAAUAA
Messenger RNA from Heteronotia binoei (common prickly gecko), 2097 nucleotides. RefSeq names its product vomeronasal type-2 receptor 26-like. NCBI's taxonomy places the organism in Eukaryota, Metazoa, Chordata, Lepidosauria, Squamata, Gekkonidae. Bases 1 to 2097 code for a protein of 698 amino acids. Gene Ontology annotation, molecular function: G protein-coupled receptor activity. The transcript has 7 exons. The record is from RefSeq and is a predicted model, not a curated record. Gene Ontology annotation, cellular component: membrane. Gene Ontology annotation, biological process: G protein-coupled receptor signaling pathway.